This is a messenger RNA of Carassius gibelio (silver crucian carp), 982 nucleotides long. RefSeq names its product ICOS ligand-like. The transcript has 4 exons. NCBI's taxonomy places the organism in Eukaryota, Metazoa, Chordata, Actinopteri, Cypriniformes, Cyprinidae. Gene Ontology annotation, cellular component: external side of plasma membrane. Gene Ontology annotation, biological process: cell surface receptor signaling pathway; immune response; negative regulation of T cell proliferation. The coding region runs from base 126 to 677 and encodes 183 amino acids. The record is from RefSeq and is a predicted model, not a curated record.
ACCGGUCUGCGCAGCGCGACCUCAAGUCAAACCCACCGAGCUAAGUUACUUUCUGUUUCUUACGGUGGUAUAAGUAGUAUUUCUGAAAUAUUAUGUAAAAUAUAUAUUCCUUAUAUCGGGGCACCAUGAUCAUCGGUUGGUGCUUCAUCUGCAUAUUUGCAGUGGUGAUAAACGAAGUGUCUCUGGAUGUCACUUUAGUGGGUUUUACUGGCAGUUCUGUUGUUCUGCCGUGUUCUUCAACUGAAUAUGAUCUUGAACUUCAAGACAUCAAUGUGUUUUGGAGACACAAUGGGAGUGAGACUAUUUAUGAUCUAAUUAGUGGUAAAGAUUCAGUAGCAGGACAGAACCCACGGUACAAGAACAGAGCGCAAACUUUCCCUGAUGAGUAUCUGAGAGGAAACUUCUCCAUCAAACUCAUAAAUCUCACUCACGCUGAUGCAGGAGAGUUCGUCUGCCUCAUCAUUCACUCAUCUGAUUCUAAACAGGAGACUGUACUGCUGUUCAUUAAUGAAUCAACAGUAGAAAAAAGAAAAAAUUCCACUGAACCAGCAGAGACAGAAUCAGACCAGAGGAAUGUAUUAUUAAUCUGUGUUUGCAUUCUUGUACCUGUAAUAAUUUUGCUGUCUAUAGCCUGUUUCAUGAUUCACUGUAGAAAAAGAACAUCAGCUCCCUUAUAAAAGGAUAUUUUUUUAAACUGAAGGGCCUGUUGCACACAGCAAGUGUCAGCAUCAUCUAUGCAGCCUGUAUUUUUAGCACCCAUGUUAAAAAAUGAGUGUUCACAUCAGAUGCACGAGCAGCACGUCGUUUUCUACUGCAUUCUCUCACCUUUUAUUUUCUUGUUAUACUGUUGCUGAUAAAUUAAAUACUGCUUGUUCUUAUUGUAUAUAAAUUAGAUUAUUAAACACUGUAACAUAAAAAAGUCAAUCCUGUCCAUAUCGUAAUUCUAUACAAUUGGUGUUUUUGUCAGAAUAAAUACAUUUUG